GAGGAGAGAAGCUGCUGAACCUGUGCAGGGAGGGAGGGGGCAUGCACACAAGGGGCACAGGGUCAUAGAGCGCCGCAGCGGGGAGGGGGCACACAGCUCUGCUGCUCAGUGCUAUGUGCAGGAUAUCUCGGGGCGCAGGAGCCGGACGUCACCAGAGACACGUUAUCCCUCGCUGAGGCUGGACCACAACCUGCUGCCUUCACGUCAGAGCGAGAGGAUGGCGUGCUAUCUGAAGGAUGAGCUGCUUUGCUCCAUCUGUCUGAGUAUCUACCAGGACCCGGUCAGCUUUGGCUGUGAACAUUACUUCUGUCGUAAAUGCAUCACUGAGCACUGGAGCCGGCAUAAGCAUGGGGGCACCUUGGACUGUCCGGAGUGUCGGAGAACCUUCUCGGAGCCCACCCUGUCCCCCAGCCUGAAGCUUUCCAACAUUGUAGAGAGGUAUUCUGCCUUUCCCUUGGAUGCCAUCCUCAGCGCACAGAGAAGCUCCUUCCCCUGCAAGGACCAUGACAAGGUGAAGCUCUUCUGCCUGACAGACCGCGCCGUCGUGUGCUUCUUCUGCGACGAGCCCUCGCUGCACGAGCAACAUCAAGUCACCAAUGUGGAUGAGGCCUUUGAGGAGCUGCAGAGAGAACUGAAGGAGCAGCUACAAGCGCUGCAGGAAAGUGCACAGGGCCACACGGAGGCGCUGCAGCUACUGAGACGUCAGCUGGCCGAGACCAAGUCUUCAGCCAAGAGUCUGCGCGCCACCAUUAGCGAGGCCUUUGAGCGUCUGCACCGUCUUCUAAGAGAACGUCAAAAGGCCAUGUUAGAGGAGCUGGAGUCAGAUACAGCCCGGACCCUGACAGACAUUGAGCACAAGGUCCAACGCUACAGCCAGCAGCUGCGCAAGGUGCAGGAAGGAGUACAGAUCCUACAAGAGCGACUGGCUGAGAGUGACAAGCACACAUUCCUGGCUGGCAUCUCCUCGCUGUCUGAGAGGUUAAAAGGAAAGAUUCAUGAAACCAACCUGACUUAUGAAGAUUUUCCCACCUCCAAAUACAUGGGGCCCCUGCAGUACACCAUCUGGAAAUCUCUCUUCCAAGACAUCCACCCUGUUCCCGCGGCUCUGACCCUCGAUCCAGUAACCGCCCAUCAGCGCCUGAUCCUCUCUGAUGACUGCACUAUUGUGGCCUACGGUAACCUGCACCCUCAGCCGCUCCAGGACUCCCCAAAGAGGUUUGACGUGGAGGUGUCGGUGCUAGGCACCCAGGUCUUCGAUGGAGGGGUACAUUACUGGGAGGUGGUGGUCUCUGAUAAAACCCAGUGGAUGAUAGGACUGGCCCAUGAAGCCGUGAGCCGGAAAGGAAGUAUCCAGAUCCAGCCGGGGAAGGGCUUUUACUGCAUAGUAAUGCACGAUGGGAACCGCUAUAGCGCCUGUACCGAGCCCUGGACCCGGCUCAACGUCAAAAGCAAACUAGAGAAAGUUGGGGUCUACCUGGACUAUGACAAGGGGCUUCUCAUCUUCUACAACGCAGAUGACAUGUCUUGGCUUUAUACCUUCCGUGAAAAGUUCCCUGGAAAACUGUGCUCUUAUUUCAGCCCUGGGCAGAGUCACGCCAACGGCAAGAAUGUACAACCGCUGCGGAUUAACACCGUGCGAAUAUAACCGUGCCAGGCGGGAGAAGGGUCAUAGAUAUAAGAUGGGGAAUGUAGAGGACACUAAAAGACUGGAGAGUAGGAAGCGUCCGCCAUGAUCGUCUCCAGCCUCAGCCUUCACCAUUCCUGAGUCUCUGGUGUUCGCUACGGACCAGUCGUGUUGUAGUGGCAGCUCCCACGUCGCCCCCUCACUGUAAGUGUCCAGGGUCAGGGCAUGUUAUACUGGACGUUGGACUUGCCUUCAGUCCAGUAGAUGAAUGUACAUGUCCUAAAGAAACCAGCCUUGCAUCGUCUGAGGUAACGUGAGGCCUGUGCCCCCGCUAUUCCAGCCUGAUGACCACUGUGGCCUUCAGACUGGGGAGGGUAUUUGUUCUGGCCGUUGCCUUAUCUCUGACCAUAUAACAAUGUGAUACAGGAGAGCGGAGGACAAGACUCCAUCGAUCAUUAUACAGUUGCAAGAAAAAGUAUGUGAACCCUUUGGAAUGAUAUGGAUUUCUGCACAAAUUGGUCAUAAAAUGUGAUCUGAUCUUCAUCUAAGUCACAACAAUAGACAAUCACAGUCUGC
Messenger RNA from Bufo gargarizans (Asiatic toad), 2200 nucleotides. RefSeq names its product tripartite motif containing 62 (gene TRIM62). The transcript is spliced from 7 exons. Gene Ontology annotation, molecular function: zinc ion binding; protein binding. Gene Ontology annotation, biological process: positive regulation of canonical NF-kappaB signal transduction; innate immune response. The record is from RefSeq and is a predicted model, not a curated record. The coding region runs from base 218 to 1645 and encodes 475 amino acids. Lineage: Eukaryota; Metazoa; Chordata; Amphibia; Anura; Bufonidae.